GGAACCGCACGCCAAGCCAGCUGUAACGCAACUUUUUCUGCCUCGCUCUCUCGCCAUUCGCACAGCCCAAUACGCGGCGUGGCAGCGCGACGUGCAUUCGUUCCACAAAACUUUUCCGACUGCGAGCGUCGGCGCUUGGACGAAAAAAUAAAGAAUUAAGAACCCCCGCCAUGGAAUCUUUCGUUUUUCCCAAAUUCAGCGUUCGAAAUUUGUGGCACAAGGCAUUCCGCAAACGAUAGAAACUAGCAAACAGAAGAGAAGAGUUGUUUCACAAGAAAGAAAAAUAGUGUUGUGUGGUGUUUGUUUACAAAUAGUGAUGCUGUCGAUCACCCAAAGGCGGCAUGCGCGAUGACGUAAUGUGAUAGGCCCCUGCAUCGGCGCAUUGUUGUGUGCUUGCGGGAAAUUGAAUUGUUUCAGCGCGGUGACGAAAUUUGAAAAACACGUGUUAAGUGCUCCUCUUUGGAUGUAUUAUUUUUCUGGAUAUUGACAACUGUCUCGGGCGGAAGCGCCAGCGCAGUGGAUUUGAUUUAUUAGUGCUAAUUUAAACAAUUUUUUGGUGAUUAAAGUUGUUUCAAAGUUUUUCAACGUUUUCCUCGUGAGCUGUGUUAAUUAUGUUUCUUCUUGAAAAAUUCGAGAAGUAUAUGAUUCCCUAAGUUAACCCCUUUCUGCCACUGGUGUUAUUGCCUAGUUUCUGGUGUGGAUAAAAAGGACUGAUAUGUCCCCAAAGAAAUCGUAUUUGAUGAGAAGAGUUGUUGUAAGCAUAAGACGGAAUUAGACUUCGUUUCUUUCUGCAUAUAAAAUUUGUCUUCAAAUCAUUGGAAGUUACUAAAUUAUUUCAAAAAGUUUCAUUACAAGGUUAAAUUCUACCCGAAGUUAAAAUUUGCAUUCCUCACUUCAUAUGCCCAGCCAAUGAAGUUAUAUUUUUGUUUUGCUGCCUGAGAUGAAUAUUUCCCCUAAUGUCAAUUUGGAAAGGUUUGAAGAGGCUGAUCAUAAGUUGCAAUUUCAACUCAAUAAGUGCCUUAAUGAGAAACGUCGUAGGGAGUCAACACAAGACUACCUAGAAGAACUAGCAGGUUAUAUCUCUGCUAGUGCCUCUGACAUGUGUUCCCUCUCUGCCAACCCUGACAAGUGUGCCAUACUUCAGGAAACAGUCAACCAAAUCCGUCAAAUUAAAUUAGCUGAAGAUUGUAAUUCAGGUGAUGAUCUUCAAAAGAGUGAGGUAUCAUCCAGUAAUCCAACUUAUCUUGGCAACGAUCUCAUUGCUCCAUUUUUACUUCAUGCAUUAGAUGGCUUCUUGUUUGUGGUAAAUACUGACGGCAAGAUAGAAUUUGUGUCACAUAAUGUAGAAAGUUUUCUAAAAUAUAAUCACGAAAAUUUAAUUGAUAAAAGUAUAUACAAUAUUAUCCACGUCGGAGAUCACGCUAGAUUUAGCAGCAAUUUGCUACCUAUGUCUAUAGGUAAUGUGUUUGGCUGGUCCGAACCUCGUGAAACAGUCAGUAAAAGUGCCUUCCAUUGUCGCUUCCUGAUCAAACCUCCUGAGGAUCAGGACGAAACUAUGGAAGAGAAGCAAACUAGAGUAUCUCAAUACGAAACCAUGCAAGUAUCAGCCGUUCUAUUACCUCAUGCAGAAAAAAAUGAUACAGAAGACAUUCAAACAGAAGGCCAAAAUCGCUUGGUAUGCGUUGCAAGACGCUUACCACCAAAUGAGAAGAGCAACAUUCAGGGAACUGAACAAUUUGUUACCCGUCUUGAUGGAAGGGGAAAGAUAAUUUCAGUUGACACAAGUUGUAUCUCUUCAGCGUACAGUCAGUAUUUAAAUAAAGAUUUAGUGGGGUGCAUUAUUCAAGAAAUGUCUCAUCCCGAUGACUAUCAAAAAUUUACUCAACAUUUGAAAGACACCCUCCAGCAAGGCAGCAACACCAGUGGCGUUUACAGGUUACGAUUAGCUCACGAGAAAAUAAUUUACGUUCAAACAAAAAGCAAACGCUUGAAUUUUAACCCUAUGGCCAGUGAACAAGAGAUCAUAGUGGCUAACCACACUAUCCUAAGGGAUAGUGACCAUUGCUUAGAAAACAAUGUGGUAGUCUCCCAGCGAAGUAACCCUUCUCCCGCUAGUGGCUCCAUUGUCCCUUCUUUAAGCAACAACAUGAAUGGGAAUUCCUAUUCCUUUAGUUCCCUCAGUCCCCAAGAUUUUAAUCUCAAUGACAUUGGGCUCGAUUUUUUACCCUCUUCCAGUUGGGAUAUGAGUGGUGGUGAAGGUCAGGACCUGGACACCAGCAGCCUUCCCACAACAUUGGGUGCACCAUCAACACCUGCAAGUAUAAAUAGUGUUAACUCUACUGCACAACAACCACAAAGGACACAACACCCAUCGGGUAGUGCUUUCAGUCCAGAACUAUUGUCUGGUAGGGGCUCUCCCUCCACACAGUCACCUGCUCAAGUGAGUGCGACUGGCAGUCCUGCUCCUGGUCGAGUGACACCAUUUUCCAACAGCUUCCCUUUCAGUCCUGUAUCAUCACAGACAGUCAGUCGGACAUCCUCACCUGCUCCCAACCUUAUAAAACGGGAAGAGCCUCCUACUCAAGGUAAUGAUACAAACCUCAGUCCUAUGGGAGGUUUGCUGGGCGAAGGUCAGAACUCUUCUACAAAUGCUACCCAGAAACUCCGCAACCUCCUCACCCAUGGUAUUGAGGAGGCUGAUUCAUCUGUUCCUAAAACAUCAUCCUCUGAAAAGAUGGAAGACAUAACUGGCAAUGCUGAAAAUGGCUUCGUGAACCACAAUACCAGUGGCGAGUCUGUGUCUUCGCACAAUGAGAAUAUCAUUCUCCGAGAACUUCUUAAUCAAGAGGAUGAUGAUAUGAAUGAUGAUGGUUCUAAGAAUCUGUCAUGUGAUUCAAACUGCAAUGUAUCCAUAGCAUCUGAUUUAUGCUCAUAUGAUGCUCUACAAAAAAGGACUAUAAACAACAACAAUAACAUGUUAAGGAAACUUCUAAACAAUGAUGAGGAAAAAAGCUUUAAGAAAAAUCAAGACCUACUAAUUCAACAACUUUUGAAGACAGAUGGAAAAGUCUCAUCUGAUAUGAAUAAUAUAUCUCCUGGGCCUCCAAAAGUGGGAGGUCCUUCCAGGCUACCGAAUUCAACUUUAGACGCAAUGAACUCUGUAGCUAAAAGAAAGUCCCCAGAUACUCCUAUGGAAGAAUCAGUAGCUAAGCGACCUGCUCAGCAGAAUCAGCAGCAUGCCCAUCUUGCUGGACAGAAUCCUAUGCUUGCAUCAAUGCUUGCUCAGACACCAAGAACAGCACCAUCUGUUCCUACAAGCAUUGCUAAUGCCAUUGUUUCGCAGCUACCUCAAGAACGUCUGCCAAAAAACCUUGAAAAGAAGUUGGUGCACACGCCAUAUACUGGGGCACCAGCUAGUGGCACGAAUUCUACCACAGCCAGUCAGUACAAUUUCUCCCAGGUCCAGAUUGGUGCACGUAGUCUGCUUUCUACUUCUCUUCAACAGGAGGUUGUUACUGCAGAUUCUCGAGGGCAUGUGACACUCGCUCCACAAGCCAAUAAUAAUACUGGUUACAACCAAGUGACUAAUUUCAUGAAUAGGAUGUUGUCUCCUGGGGAUAACAGCCAGAAUAUUCAACUUGGUAAUUAUAGUGAUCUGUUAUCCAACAGUUCUCAACAUCAAGCCUCUGUUCAGAAUACUGCUAACUUAUUAAUUGAUGGGCUUGCAGAGGCCAGCAGAGAUCCUAACAAUGUGGUCAGUGCCAAUGAUCCCUUGCUGUCUGAUAUUUUAGAUCAAGUAUGGAGUAUGGAACAAGAUAUGAACAUGGCUACUGAUGACUUUGCCUUUUUCAAAUUACUUGAAGAACUACCAGAAACGUCGGCAGCCGCCCCAACUGCUAGUCCACGUCCCCCAUCUGCUCAUGAUGUGCAAGAAAAAUUAGCAAUCCAAUCCAUCCAAAAACAGCUUAUGAGCUUUGAAGUGCAGCCUGGUCCAGCCAACACUUCUCGAAAUUCACCUCGUUUUCAGCAACCGGGUGUCAUGACGCAGUCUCCCAUCACCUCAAGCUCCUACUCCUUAGUUAAUCAGUACCAGUCUGCUCCACCUGCGUACAGUACAUCAAAUCCUGUACAAAGGACUCGGCCUCCUGGCAUACCCACAGUACAAACUAAUACCCUAAAUAUGACAUCCCAACAAAUGCAGCAGAUGGCUCAGAUGAAUAAUCAGCGGCAAGCUUUGCCUCCACAGUAUGGAGGACUCAACAACGUUAAUGAUUUGACACCACCAAUGAGACGUCAUCUUUUGGAACAGCAGAGACAUAAAUUAUUUCUUCAGCAACAAUUCAACCAGAAGAAACAACUUCUGAUGCAGCAAAAACAGCAGCAGCAACAGCUGGCCUUGAAUACACUCAAUUCUAGGCAACCAAUACCUGAAAAUAUUCCCAACCUUCAAUCACCAGCUUCCAGUCCUUUUGGGGAAAAUAUGAAUGAUUUAAUGAAUAACACUGUUGCUCCAAAUGUUACUUUACAAAGAUCUGCUAGUAUGCCUGAGCCACAGCUUUCACCCAGGUAUUCAAAUGUGCAGCAGAUGCCUAAUUCUGUUGCUCCACCUGCCAGUCCUUCUCAGUUAUCACCCGGUCAACGUCAGCAGCCACCUUUCUCUCCUCUUCAACAGCCCGGAUAUCCUAACAAUUAUCCACAGGCUCGACUUUCUCCACACAUGCAGUCACAACCAGGUCCAACCCAAACAUGGGUGCAGAGAGCUUCCCAAAAUCCUGCUAAUCUCCAGCAACAGAAUCCCAUGUUGAAUGCACAACUUUCACAACAGCAGGCACCUUUUGCUAAUCAGGCCAGAUUUCCUAGCCAGCAGCAACCACAGCCUCGUCAGAUGAUUCACUCUAUGCCUAGUCCUGGAGCCAGAAAUUCUCCCUUUUCGAAUCCACCCGAUUCUCCGUUUCACCCACCUUCCCCUGGUGUCAACUUAUACCAACAGCAGACUUCUGCUCUUCCUCCACAGGCACAGCAACCCCAACAAAGGCUUCAGAGAGCUGUGUCCAUUCCAAAUCGAGUCAAUUCCCCUCGAGGCCUGCCGGCAGGUUUCACGGGAGGUGAUCCUAUUCUCUCCCCUCAACCUUCUCCGGGAAACUACAACCCUCCUGCAUCAAAUUACAAUGCCACUAUGCCGGUCUCAACGUCCUCCACAUACAACUUGGAAAACUUCUCUUAUGAUCAACAGGUUUAUCCUGCUGCCAUGAUUGAUAGGAAUCGUGGGAAUGGAGGUGGAGCAAUUAGAUCUGAAUAUGUUCGUCAGGAGCUGAGAGCCAAAGUUGGAGCCCGAACUCAGCAGCACCAGAUUCACCAACAGUUAGUACAACAAAUGCCUCAAGCAACAGGAUCUCAGUCAACAAAUCAGUCUAUUAGUCAAGCUGAUUUUGAUGCUCUUGGAUUUUCUCUUGAUCUUGACAAUGAUGGUCAGCCAUCUUCUGAUGCUUUGUAUCCUCAGUCCCUUCUUAAUACUGUCGGUGGUACAAAUAGCAAUGAUACUCAGACACGAACUGGAAGUCCUAGAUUUCAAAUGGAGGAACAAAGACCUGCUGAACAGAAGAAAUCACUUCUCCAACAGUUACUUUCAGAGCCUCCAUGAAGUCUAACCUUAACAUUUGACAAACUCUUUUUAGAAUGAGACAAAAAAAAAAAUAUCUUCAAAAAAACUUUUAAUUUUGAUUAUACUUUUGUUUUCAUAAUGUGAAAGAAACAGCAAAAAUAGCAUGGAAAAAAAAAACUGGUUUCCCUUUUCUAGCCAGCCCUGUUCUUGGAGCCCAAAUCAUCUCUUUGCUUCUUUUUUGUUUUUUGGUCAAGUCGAAUUUCGAAACAACUCCUCUUGUUAUAUUGUACCAUCAUCCACUUCUCAGGAACAGAGCAUAAGUGCUCGAAUGCUCUUAUUUUCUUAACCAUCAGAUGAUUGGGAAACUCACUGGAAUUAAGUCAUCUUUUGAAAAGAAAAAAAUUAAAAAAACCAAACACUACCAGCUUUAACUAACAAGGAAAUAGUGUACAUAUUGCAUAUAUAUUGUAUACUCUAUGUAUACACAUCAUCGUAAGCUAACAGUUGCAUAGUUUUGCAACUCCUAGGACUAUGCUGUUUAUGGGCUACAUUCUGCAUUGAACUUGCCUGAAUUUGUACAGCAUGUUUGUGUUUGUAUGCAUGUUUGUCAUGUACAUAUAUAUAUAUAUAAAAUAAAUCUAUAUAUAUAUACACACACAUAAAUAGAGAAUAUUGUAUUUGCAUAGUUAUAUUCAUUAUGGACUCUGCAUGUUCAAAGAAAACAAAGCAUACCUGAGUGUAUAAUUUGUUUUAGCGUGAUUUGGCUUAUGUUCUGCGAGCUGGAAGACUAUGGCAUGAAAAAAAAAUACAAUGUGAUCUAGUUUGUAUUUGUCGUUUUGUACUAAGAUUUUUAGCCUAAAAAAAUUAUUUUAAAAGUGUAGUUAUUGUGUAGAGUGUGAAUUGUAUUUUACAUUAUACAUAUAAAAUAUAAAGAUGUAUUAAAUUUUGCUUGUAUAGAAUUGUUAAAAAUUAUUAACAUAUUUUUGUACGGGAUAGAAUUAUUUCUUUGGCUGAGAAUAUUUGAAAGUGUUAUCCUUGUUUUGAAAAUUGUCGAAAAGGAUUUUAUUUAAGAAUAGAAAUGCUACCCAUUUUUUUUAAUUUAAGAAUUUAAUGGGCUUUAUGAUACGAAGCGAUACAUUCCAACAAAGUUUUUGUUUUCUCCUUCUGUUUGAGAUCAUGGCGAAAACAAAACAUGAAAUUACAAUCUUUACUGAAAGUAGGUCAAGCCAAAUUAUUUUUGAAAGGAAUCCAUGUGAUAAGUUUAUAUUAUUGAGGCUUUAUAGUCAGACUUUAGUGAUUUCUCCCGGUAACUGUAUAUCUUUCUAACUAUUGUGAUGCAUAAUGAUGUACAAAAGGGAAUUGUUUGUUAAAAGAGAGAUUAGAUUGUGAAAAAUAUACUAUUUUAUGAAGUUCUGAAAACUGAAAUAGUUUAGAUGUUAAAAAGUUUAUAACUUUUCAGAAUAGAUCUAGAAAUUUGCAGAUGUAGUCUUGUGCCUUGAACGAGUGAUUAAAUUUGCUGAUUGUCUCCCCAUUUACUGAGUUUAAAUCUGAAUCGGAAAUUUGUGAGUUUGGUUUUGGUUUGAAAUGGAUCGAACAGACUUAUUAUUAUAACAUAUGUAAUCAUUUUUCAUUUCAAAAUUUUGAGAUUGAGUAACAUUGUUAAUUAUUUUAAAUGUUAAUGCUUUUAUUUGCCGAUGUUUCAGUGAAAUCUUCAAGUAUUGCUUGCUUGAUUCAUCAUUUUUAUUUUCUAAAUUAAAAGUCAAUUUUUUUUGUUAAUUUUAAUAUAUUUGUGUUUAUAAAAAUUUUUACUAAAUGCGAAUUUUAUUUUACACAAUCUACUGAUUAAACUAAAAAAAAAAAAAAAAAAAAAAUCACUUUAUCGUCAUUAUAAUAUUUUUCUUAUUCAAAUAUCUUAACUCUUUUGCAUUUACAUUGGGGAGAUGUUUUAUUUAAAAUUGAAAAUGUAAUUGAGAUUCUUGUCAUUUAAAUUAUUUUCUUGGAUUCACAUUUAAAAUUAAUUAACAUGUUAUUUGUCCUUUGAUAAUUAGUUUAAUAUCAUACUUGUUUCUUAACAAAUAUAUAAUAAUCAGAUCAUAAUUAUAUAAAUUUUAUUGUGAUUGGAAAAUAUUUAUGUUUAUAUAUAUGUAUGUGAAGCUAGUCUGAAAAUUUUAAUUUAUAUCUAUGAUAUCUAUUUAAAGAAAUUUAAAUUGAUGUGCAGGAAAACUUUAUUAUUAUUGUUUAUUAUAUUGUGUACAAUUUUUUCUAUUAUUUCCAUGUGCUUUUCUGAAAUUUUAUUAUCUUUUGUCUUUCAGAAUAAAUGAAUAUAAUUUCUUAACAAAUUAUGGUAUGGUUUAAAGUAUAUGAUUAAAGAGUGAUGUAGUUAUCUCAAGAAUGUAAGAAUUGCAUUAUUAUGUAUUUAUUUUUAAUGACAGUAACAUUUUCAAUGUAAAACUGGCCUUUUAUAACUAUUUUACAGUAGUAAAAGUGCCUAAGAUUUGUAACCUGUUUAGCAUGGGGAUUUGCUAAGUAUUUAAAAUUGAUUUCAAAAAUUUGCAUUGGAAAAAGAAACUAUAUAGAGAUAUUUGGGAUAAAUAUUUGUAUUAGUUCAAGGAAAAAGUAAAAUAUUUUAAUGCAUAUGACUAAUCACUUUUCAUUCUAAAAUAAUUUUGAAUCUUUUAAAUGAUUCUGACCGGAUCAUACCUAAAUUGAUUAUAAUGUUUAUACAACAACACCAAAACCAAGAAUAACUCAAUGUGGAGUUAAUGUUUUAUUUUUAAUGAGAUUAUCUGGUAACAUUUUUAAACUUUGAAACUGACAAAAAUAAUAAACUAUACAUUUUUUUAAUGGUUCUGAUUGAUUUAUACCUAAACUGAUUAUAUUACUUACAUAACUGAAAAAAAAAAUGUUAUUUUAAAAUGUGAUUAGUUUUUUUAACAUGCUUCUUAAAAUUUCAAAUUGUCAUUAAAAAUAUUAAAUUUUAUGUUUACUCAAAAAUCUAAAUUCAGCAUGGCGAAUCAUGGCAAUGUGAGUUUAUUUAAGUAAUCAAUCAUUUAAGAACUAUAAAAAUAAGAAAGAAGGAACAUUUGAAUCAUGUUAUUUUGGUAAACUAUGGUGUUUCUGCUUAUAGUAAAGUUUCAUUGAACCUGAGAUAUUAUAAUGCAUCUGCUUCAUUUUUUUCUUUGAGAGAAACGAUUUUUAAAAUGUGAAAUAUAUAUUUAAAUUAAUCUUCAUAUAUAUACAAUUAUUUUUCAUGCUUUAAUAUUAUAUAUAUAUAUGUAUAUAAAUGUACUACUAGUUUUCAAAUGGAUUGUUUCCUAAUUAUAAAAACUGUUCACCUUUAAAAUGUAGAAUGUGUAUCCAUCUUUCUCAAUGGACAGUUAUACUUCCCUUCUUUUCUCUGUUGUUCUGAUCUAUCAUUAACCAUUUCCAAAAUAUUUAAGACGCACUUGUUACGAUGUGACAAUUUAUUCUUUAAGUUCCUAAAAAAACCUAUGAAUAACAUGUUGUUACUAGAGCUCCUUUCAUUAUUUCUUUACAGUUAAAUUGUUUAUAAUAUUGGAUCUGGAAAAAAUAUAAUGUAUUGCUUUUAAAAGUUAAAUGUACAAUUCAUAAGGAAAAUUUUUAUUACAGUUAUUAUUCAUCCUUCGCAUAUUUGUGUGGAUAUGUUAAUAAUACUCUUGUUGAAUCAAAGUCUUUGUUAUAUAUUUGAUCUGUUUAACCAAAUAGGGCUCAAGACCUAACAAAAUAUCUAAUUUUCCAAAUAUUUAUAGAUAAUAAAUUUCAAUUUAUUAAGAAUGUUGAUUGUCAUCCUAAAAUUUAGGAAGAUUGUUAAUCUGAAGACAUACAUUAAUUGUUAUCUGGUAAAAGUGUUUGAAUAGUUAAAUGCUAAAUUUUUGAAACAUCUUGCUGAUACCAAUCAAUCAAUGUUAGAAUUUGUUUUCUUUGUUUGAAGAUAAAUAUCAAUGUUAGAUGUUUUCUUUUAUUUAUUUUGUAUAGAAAAUGACUUUUAAAUUUUCCUUUGAAUAUCUUAUUAACUUUCUAAUAUUAAACUUAUAAAAGCUAUAAAUAGUAAUACUUCUGACACCUUUAAAUUAUUCAACUUCUUUUUUUGGGGGGGGGGAAAUAUUAAAAAAGGCAAUGAUCUAUUGAAACCAAUAUUUAUCUCAUUUAUAUUUUUUUUUAUUGAUUGAUGGAGCAAGUACAAAAUAUGUAUUUUGAUAUUCUAUAUUAAAGAGUGUUUAAAAAUGGAUCAAAAUAUUGAUAUUUUAAAACUACAAAGUCAUUCAAAACCCGUUUCAUUAUUGCCUUCAGUGGUUUGGUAGGUUAAAGAAUUUGAAUUUUAACAAUCUUCACCUGGUUAUUUUUUUAAAAGUUGCCCAACUUUUGAAAAAUCUAAUAUAAUUGAAAGGAAAUGAAAGCCCCCCCCCCCAUUUUAUCAAACAAAUAUUUUUCCUUUAGAAAAUAAUAUGUCAAUCCUUAAAUUUUUAUAACAUUGAAAAUUUCACUGAUUAAUAAAUUUAAUAUAACAAGGUUGCAUUUUUAGAAGAAUCAAAGGUUUUCUUUUAAUCACUUGUGGAAACAGAUAGUGAUCAUUAGCAGUUGUUUUAUAUAACAGUGCAUAUGGAAUCGAAGCGAAUUAUUUUGAAGCCCUUGUUCUUGUAUACAAUAGUGCUUUCUAUUUUGCAUGCUGUUUGUUUAAUGUUAAUUUUCAUAUUUGAUAGUAGCUUUAGGUGGAUGAAUGAAAUAAAAAUGACCACAAAAAUAUGUCCAAGUGAUAUGACUAAUGGUCCAAAAUAUGAAUACCAAUAUUGCCAAAACAUAGCUUAUUGUGCACUUUUAAUAGCCAUGCAUGAUGCAUUAUAUUUCAGAAGAAUAUUUUUAUAAUAGAUUAUCACAUUAACAUUUUAGGUUGGUUGCAUUCUAUGCAUUGUGUGCUAGCUGAACUUAAAUCAAGAAUUUUUAGUAUGGAAGAUUUCCCGUUUGUAUUAGCAGAAUGCAUGCAACUGCUGAAAGGGAAAUCUUUUAACAAUUGAUCUUUGAUAACUUGUAGUUGUAAAAAAGUGAAGUGUUGCUCAUAGAAUUUAGUUUGAAAAAAACAACAUAUAUUUAUACUUAAAGAAAAAUACAUAUAGAGUUAGAGGUUAAUAAUAAGAAAAAAAAUGAGUUGUGAAAUUAGUGUGGUGCCUUGAUGAAAAAGAACCCCGAUAGAACCCUACUUAGAAAACUCAGUUUUUCAUUAGGAACAAAGAAAAGUAUUCAGAUUCCCGUGGUGAUCGAUUGUUAUCAAAAUCAGUUUACGAAUCAUUUGUGAUAAUAUCCAUGUGUAAAGUUAAGUUGAAUCUUGCCAUUGUUCAUCAUAGUAAUAAUAUUGGUUGGAAAAAUAACUGUGAUUAUUACUUGAUAAUAAUUACCUUCAUAUAAAAUAUAUGUACCUAAAAAUUUGAUUGAAUGUUAAAUCUGUUGUUCCUACAUCAGCAUUGCAAUUAAUGUGAAUAUAAAUUAAAAAUUUAUUAUAAUCUCUUCCCUAGUUGCCCUCAGUUUUCUCAUUCCCAGCCAUACCAUAAUGAAAAAAAAUGGAUUCUUAAAUUGUAAAAAAAUGUAAUAUUUUUGUAAAUUAUUUUAUUGUGAUAGGAAACUUGACAAAUUAUUAUUUUUGAAGACUAUAAUCAUUCUUGUGAAUUUUUUUCUCACUUUCAUUGAUUGUUGUCAUCUGUGUAGCAUCUUUAGUACAGAAUUACAAACGACAAGCACCAAGUUAGAAUCCGCACCCUCAAAUUAUAUUGUUAUUGGACCUGUAUGUUACUACUUUACAUGCACACGUACAGAACUGAUUGUAGAUCUGUUUGACUUUUUUUAUUUUCCAGAGGAUACCAGCGGCUAAAUUAUUUUGUCAUUAUUAUCAUGAGAGUAAUGUUUAAAAAAAAUUGCAGUGUUUGUUUUCUUGGGAAUGUGACAGUUGCAAGGGAAAAUUUUUUGAACAUACACAAAUUGUUUCAUUGAAAAUGCUUUUUGUAUAGUUUGACUUCAUCAUUCAUUUAAUCCUUUUCUCAGAUUAACUGUGAAUUAAUAAAAUGGGUUUAUAUACUGUU
Argiope bruennichi is the source of this 11691-nucleotide messenger RNA. Its product is annotated as nuclear receptor coactivator 2-like. The coding region runs from base 941 to 5641 and encodes 1566 amino acids. Gene Ontology annotation, biological process: positive regulation of transcription by RNA polymerase II; cellular response to hormone stimulus. Gene Ontology annotation, cellular component: nucleus. Lineage: Eukaryota; Metazoa; Arthropoda; Arachnida; Araneae; Araneidae. The transcript has 25 exons. Gene Ontology annotation, molecular function: protein dimerization activity; nuclear receptor binding. The record is from RefSeq and is a predicted model, not a curated record.